AUGGGUCUAUUCGACAAGCCUGUGAUUGGUGAGGGCCUGUCCAGCCCUGAUCCACUGGUUCGAGAAGCCUACCUAAUGGCCUACGACUACAUCAACUAUGUAACAGCGAAACCAGGCACCCCGAUAGGCUCGGCUCCCUCUCCAGCCUCAGCAGCGCUGCGACACGCAGGAGACGAGCUCCUCCUGCGCUUCCCGAUCUUCUUCCGACGUUGGCCGCGUGUCUUCCGGGACGUGACGGAGGAGACAGCAUGUUCUAUGCUGAUUUCCAUCCUGGACGAGCACUUCUCUCAGACGAGGCACGGGGACCUGCCCUGGAGCUCGGUACUCUCUGUGUUUGUGCUUGCUGGUCAGAUGGCACUACAUUGCCAGCAACGUGGCAUGAUCAGCGUCCUACCCCAGCUCCAGCAGUCUAUAGGGAGCUAUGUUGAGAGAGUCAUCUGCCCUGAACUCAGGGACAAGGGAGGAUGGUCAGGUUUUGUGGCUCGCUUUGGGGAGAAGCAGACUUUGGAGGGCCAGGUUAAGAAGGUGUGCUGCUGGAGUUUGCUAAUACUGAGCUUGGGGAUUCUUGCCUACUUCCUGUGGAAAAGAAGAAUAAUUUAGUCCACAGCGCCCUCGUGUGGCGAGGCCUUUCCACACAAGGACUAACGCGGUGUUGAAAAAUGCACUUUACUGUACAGUGACAAAAUAUGAGUCAUAACACAUCAUUAGUUAUCAUUCUGAUAGCGUUUAUAGUUUUAAUA
This is a messenger RNA of Clarias gariepinus (North African catfish), 740 nucleotides long. It is a transcript of the gene bcl2l16, whose product is annotated as BCL2 like 16. Lineage: Eukaryota; Metazoa; Chordata; Actinopteri; Siluriformes; Clariidae. The coding region runs from base 1 to 600 and encodes 199 amino acids. The transcript is spliced from 2 exons. Gene Ontology annotation, molecular function: protein homodimerization activity; protein heterodimerization activity. The record is from RefSeq and is a predicted model, not a curated record. Gene Ontology annotation, biological process: extrinsic apoptotic signaling pathway in absence of ligand; regulation of apoptotic process; intrinsic apoptotic signaling pathway in response to DNA damage. Gene Ontology annotation, cellular component: mitochondrial outer membrane.